GCAUGGAUGGGAGAAGGACGAGGAGGAUGGAAGAAGGAAGGGCAAGGGAGGGGCGGAACAGGAGGAGGCGGAGCAUGGAGUUAACACUGAUCGAGACAAGCUGACAGGAGAUGCAAGGCUAUAAGGGCUGAGAUCGAGCCUGCCUCAUUGAGCACUUCAAGUGCGGCGGCAACUGAAUUCUGUGAAUUCGGCCCCUGUUGACACUUGUGGACGCAUGGCGAGACGUGAGAGCUCGUCUGGCUAGCUCACCGUUCACCCUGGGGUUUACAAAGCUGGGUGGCAAUGCUGUGCUGCUUGCAACCGCCUUCUGCUUCGAGGCUGUCGCUGCUGCAAGCGCGUUCGCCGUUGUUACUGCAAGGGCGGAGGGAUAUUUGAGCAGAUGGAAGGCCCCCGGCUCUAGAAUAAUGGGCAGGGGUGGGCGAGGGAACCCCGAGGAGGCUACGGAGAAGAGGAGACGAACUCGAGAAGAGGAGAGGGACAAGGAGGAGGAGAGAGACUGGGAGUGAAGAUACGGCACUGAUGACGCGCAGCGCGGUGCGCCAUGCGCCCAGGCAGGGCAUCGGCAACCACUGCGGGCCCGAAAGCAGCAUCACCGCGCGCCCUGGCCCACCCGAGGGGCCUGGGCCAGGGCCGCCGACGCCAGAGGCGCAGACCCCUGGGCACCAGGAUUCGGAGGGCCGCAGACGGAGAGGUGGCGACGCCCACGAGGGCCAGGUGAGGGCCCGGCACCUCUGCUGCCGAGGUAUACGCACAUCUGGCGUCGGCGUUGGGGCAGGCCGUCACCCUUCCUGCAGCACGUCGCGGAAUGCUCCACGGCCCUGCGAACUGUAGAGCUGCAAGGUUAAACAUGUAUGUAUGUGCAUAUGUAUAUGUACCUGUAACAAUGUAUACAAACUUAUUCAAGGAAAAGGGAUGGAUCAGGAAGGGGAGGAGGAGGAACAAGACGGAACGAGGACGGGGGAGAGGAGCAACAGCAGCGGGGGGCCCCUUCGCCACGCAGACCCCUGAGCCCCACCUGGAGGGCCCCCGGGCCCCUCCGUGUCCCGCCUACGCCGCGCACAGCCUCCCGAGCGCGCGCCUCGCCUUCGUGCCCCUGCCGUCGGCGCGCGGGUGCCCGGUGGCGUCCUUGCGCACUUUCUGGCGGCGCUCCCCGGGGGCCAUGGCAGGGGCGGCCGCUGGCUCGCCCUCACGCUGCUGCUGCGGCUGCUGCGGCUGCUCCGCCUGGCGCGGCGACUGCUCGGCCGGCUGGCCCGUGGCCUUCCGGCCCUUCUCCCUGGGCGCGGGCGCGGCCAGCAGCACCGGGCCAGGCCCCGCGGGGGCCGCCGGCGGCGCGCCCUCCUCCUCCGCCGCCUCCGGCGGGGCCCCGCGGUGGAUCUCCUGCAAGUCCGCUGGCGACAGCCGCACGGCCCCCCUGGUCGACUUCCGCUCCGAGGUCCUCGAGAUCAGCUGCUGCACGGCCUCCUCCUCCUCCUCCUUCGGGGUCCUCCUCGGCUCCCCGCUCCACUGGCACGGCCUCGGAGCCCUCGCCGCCGGGCGACGCGGCGCCCUCGCUGCCGCCCUCGCUCCAGGGCCUCUCGAAGACGAAGCCGG
Prorocentrum cordatum is the source of this 1590-nucleotide messenger RNA. Lineage: Eukaryota; Dinophyceae; Prorocentrales; Prorocentraceae. The record is from the annotation of a GenBank genome assembly.